AGCCGCUCUGCCUGCUACAGGAGACGUCCUCCUGCGGGAUCAGCCGCUGGCAGCCUCGCUCUGCAGGGCCACGGGCAGCCAAAGGGGCCAUCGAGCUCCUUCCCAAGCCAUCGAGCUCCUUCCCAAGCCAGGGACAGGAGCAGGGGGUGGCCGGGACACUGCACACCAGAUGUAGAAGACACCGGAGGUGCACGAGCAAACAGCGUGAAGCUGAUUUGGGGCCAAAGGAGCGGGGCGGUGAGGAAACGCUGCUGAGGUUACCAGCCCGACUGCCUCUGUGCUCGAGACCUGAGAUUUCCUUUUCUGCUCUUCUUUUGAGUGGAGGACAAAGCAGCUCAGCAUCCGAGCAGCAAAACGCCCUGCUCAGGCUCCUGGACGGCGGCACACAUCACUGCCCCCUUCCUGAAACUCUCCUGGAAGAGUAAAGCGGCACAGUUUUCACCUGCACCUCCUGAAUUUCCCAAGACACGAUGACUUCGCUCUGGACGAGGGCUGGAAAGGUGUUCAUGAAAAGUCGUGCUUCAGGGCUGUCGGCGAAGGCGCCAAAGGAAAUGGGCAGCAACAGCGCUGAGAAGUUUUACAGGAUCCCCGAAGGGAAGGGGCCGCACUCCGUGGGCUGCACGGACCUGAUGACGGAAAACGCAGCUGAGGGAAGCUUCUUACGCCUGUAUUAUCCUUCAUGCGACGCCACAGAUAAUGAAGAGGCACCGUGGAUUCCAGAUAAAGAGUACUAUCAGGGACUCUCCGACUUCCUUAACAUGUACCGGGUUGUAGGAGAAAGGCUUUUCCAAUACUAUGUUGGUUCUGUGACCUGUCCUGCAAAACCAAAUGCUGAUUUUAAGCCAGGAGAAAAAUACCCACUCCUCGUUUUUUCCCAUGGACUUGGAGCUUUUCGGACAAUCUAUUCUGCUAUUUGCAUAGAGAUGGCUUCUCAAGGCUUUAUAGUGGCUGCUGUGGAGCACAGAGAUGAGUCAGCUUCAGCAACAUAUUACUGUAAAAAAAAAUCUGUUUCUGAAACAGAGGAAGAGUCUACAUCAAACAUGGAGAAGGAGUGGAUCUACUACAGGAAACUGAAAUCGGGAGAGGAAGAACGUUGCUUGCGUCACAAGCAGGUGCAGCAGAGAGCACAGGAGUGCAUCAAAGCGCUCAACCUCAUUCUAAAAAUCAAUUCUGGAGAGGAAGUAAUGAAUGUACUGAAUUCAGACUUCGACUGGAAUAACCUAAAGGAUUCUGUUGAUACUAGCAGAAUAGCUGUGAUGGGACACUCUUUUGGUGGUGCUACAGUUAUUGAGAGUCUCAGCAAAGAAAUUAGAUUCAGGUGUGGCAUUGCCCUCGAUGCGUGGAUGCUCCCAGUGGGCGAUGACACUUACCAAAACAGCGUCCAGCAACCGCUGCUUUUUAUCAAUUCUGAAAAAUUCCAGUGGGCUGAUAACAUCUUAAAGAUGAAGAAGCUUAGCUCCAAUGACUCAAACAAGAAAAUGAUCACCAUCAAAGGGUCAGUGCAUCAGAGCUUUCCCGACUUUACCUUUGUGAGCGGAGAAAUCAUUGGAAAGUUUUUCAAAUUAAAAGGAGAAAUAGAUCCCAAUGAAGCUAUUGAUAUAAGCAACCACGCUUCUCUAGCCUUCCUGCAGAAACAUUUGAGUCUUAAGAAAGAUUUUGAUAAGUGGGAUUCCCUCCUGGAUGGCAUAGGACCCAAUGUUAUUUCUGGUACCAACAUUGACCUAUCUCCAUCUCAAGGCGAAUAAGGAAUGCGAGGAAGUACUGUAAAUACCACAGGAACCAGGACACUAAUAUUGGCCAGAUGUGGUAGCACUGGCCUCCGACACAGCUUCUGGGGGACAGAACAAAAAAAAAAAAUGUAGAGAAGUUAAGUUCAGAUGAGUUAGUGGGAUUCUCAGAAAUAAUACCAUAACAGAGUAAUUUCUGCUUUAUAGGCAGUAGGGGGAGGGGGGGCAGGAAAUCACUUGAUGGUAAUUUAAAUGUUCUAUUUCUGACCUAGAAUCAACUUUGCAGAGAUAAACUACCAGUUAUUCAACUAAAGUUCUGCUUUAAGUCGGUUUGCAUCUAGCAAGCCUUUUUUUUUUUUUCCAGUGUAAGAAGAAACUAAUUUAUUAAACUUAAUUAUUUCAGCUGUACUCUGGGAACAGCUGGGAGUUGGGGCAGAUUUCUGUUCCUUCUAGUUAGAGAGGUUUCUAGUUAGAGAGGUAGCAGGAAGAAGCUCUUCAGAACUGUCUACUUAAAAGAAGAGCUAAAAGCAACAGGAAAUAGUUUAAGGUAACAGCGAAGCAAGGAGUUUGUUCUGACACACAACUUCUCAUAUGAACUUAUCCCACUUACAUUUUUAAGAUCUGUUCAUGCUGCCACGCUCAGAGGGAGCUUCCAUUCAAAAAGCUGCUGAAAUGGUCAGUGUAGUAAGUGUAACUGCCCCAGGUAAAGCUUUAAGCAGGGUCUCUUGCAUUAUUCUCUGUAUUGCCACUAUUAUCUCUGUAUCACCACUGUCACUUGGUAAUGCUGCUGUAGAUGAACCUGUGGAAUAGAUGUGUCAGUUCUACCAGCUCCCUUUUAAGAGGGGCAGGCAAGCAUUGCUUGAUCAUGUCAUCCUGUACAGUUGUAAUACUCUCCAGCUACUCAUCUUUGUUCAGGUUCUAGCAUCGCUGUCUGUGUCAGCAGAAACAGCUGGCUGUGGGGGUGGCUGAAGGCAGCUCUGAUUUUUACAGCAGAAGUCUCAAGUUGCCAUAAGGAGGAACAAUUUCUAAGUGAGUAAGCCUUGCAAAAGGGGACUACUAACUGUAGCCUAUUUGUUUCAAAAUAAGGUUACAAACAACUGUGUUGCUUGCUCCAGUUGUGUUUUAACUGUAAUUAAGUAUUUAUAUAAUCUGUGAUCUUAACAUGAGAUUGCAAUGACAGCUAAGGCCUGUUGUUCAGAAUUUAAUUAAAUUCUUUACAGCCUA
Messenger RNA from Oxyura jamaicensis (ruddy duck), 2951 nucleotides. It is a transcript of the gene PLA2G7, whose product is annotated as phospholipase A2 group VII. The transcript is spliced from 12 exons. The record is from RefSeq and is a predicted model, not a curated record. Gene Ontology annotation, molecular function: 1-alkyl-2-acetylglycerophosphocholine esterase activity. NCBI's taxonomy places the organism in Eukaryota, Metazoa, Chordata, Aves, Anseriformes, Anatidae. Bases 471 to 1745 code for a protein of 424 amino acids.